AUGUCUCUUGAAGAGCUGGAAUGGCUCGAAACCAGGCUUCGGAAAUACGAGUCGAGCAAGGCGAUUCACGAUCCCCCAUCGCCGCAAGCCUACGAAGCAAUUGCAAAAAGCUCUUUCUACCGCCUGCCUGUAGAAAUACGCCGAAAGAUUCUCACUGCCGCGUUUGGAAAUUACACUCUUCAUAUAGGGCUCUCGUACCAAUCUGGAUUUCGCGAUCUAAGCGUUAGUAAAUCGGACUCCCAAACUGCGAGAUGGGACGGCGGCAUUUGUACGCGCGAGCCCGGCAAAUCACCGUUUCGUGAUCAUUGCACUCUGGACAAGCUUGGUGUGAUGGGCUGGCUGCUCAGCAGCCGAUUAGGACAUGCCGAAGGUACAGAUGUGUUGUACUCAACUAAUACUUUUCAUAUUGGCAACGAAAUGAUGGUUCACAACUUGAAAGUGGUACUUCCAUCAGAACACUUCGCUCGCAUUCGCUCUCUGGAACUUCUUGGCUAUUUCUAUUUGGAAAAUUGGCCAUAUCAUCAUCCCAAGACAGUAAGACUGGGGUGGGGUGGUCUUGAAUUGGUUCUUGAAGCCAUUAGAGAUCGAUUCCCUUCACUGCGAAAACUGUACCUGUCCCUUGAGACCUAUGACGUAAACGCCUAUCUUAAUUGGCGCGAAGUGGAGGGUGAUCCUUUCGAUCCUGUGAUUGACGUUAUGGAGAAAGCUCUCGGGGUGGUUGAUGAGAUCGUGUUCCAGAAACAUCCUAGUCUCAAAGUCGAAGUUGCAUUGUCGGCACGAGUUCUGCAUGAGCUUCGAUACCGAGGGUCGGGUGAGAUUGCUCCACAGUACCCCAGGAUUUCUGUCGUGCAGGGCAGAGAUGAUAGUAAGAAUUCCGGUGAGCCCAGCAGUCUUGAAGGAGGGACGCGACAGAAUCAAGGCGAAUGCAAGACUAGGGCUGUGUAG
Molecule: messenger RNA, 945 nt
Organism: Penicillium cataractarum
Lineage: Eukaryota; Fungi; Ascomycota; Eurotiomycetes; Eurotiales; Aspergillaceae
Exons: 3
Coding region: 1-945 (314 amino acids)
Source: RefSeq, a predicted model, not a curated record